GGCGUGCUCCCCAACGUGCGCCGUUUCGGAAGCCACACGCCCACGGCCCCACCCUUCCGCUUUCCCCUUCCUCCAUCCUUCCUCCUCCCCGGCACGCCCCACUCCCCGCCACCAUUACCAACCAACCAACCAACCCGCGCACCCCCGAAGGAGAAGAGCUGGGGUCGGAGGCCCCAGGUCGGAGCUGAACGCGCCCCCAUCUCCCGUCGGCGAGAAGAGGUACUACCGCUCCGCGGAAUUCCCCCGCUGCCUCCUUCCCCAGCGGCCGCAUCCCUCGUCUCUCUCCUUUGUCUGUUUCAGCUUCAUGAGUUCUGGGAAAGCACUGGCAUCCAACAUCUCUUAUUCAACAGUGAACAGCAGCAUCAUCUUUCUCUGCCUUUUCGCGGGAUACUUGGGAAUUCCUGGUGGAAGCUUCGCUGGAGGAAGCUAAUUUAGUCUUCACUGUAGUAGAAGUUUGGCCUAAGAGUUUGUAGGCUUUCAAGCUUCAGAAAUGGUUUCUUCUCAGCCAUCCUCUCUGACUGCAAUUCUCGCACAGGGCCCCAACCACUGCCCAGUCAAUAUACUCCUCCCAACGGGGCCCCCAGAUGUCGUCUCCUCAGAUAAUGUUGAGUACGAUUUCUCUGAUGUUUUUGGUUCUACCCCGGUCCAAACACCAACAAACCUUUGUGGUUUUGGUCCGGAGAGUCCUGCACCUACUGUUGAGUCCAAUGAAGAAUUUUACAGUGAUCCUGUUGUCAUCAUCAACCGAUCCCAUUCUCUUGUCGGUCCAACAUCACUUGUCAGCCGCUCCUUGCGACUUAGCAAGCUUAGUCUAGGAAAAAACGAGGGAUCAUCGGAACUUGUCAAGUGCCUCUCAGAAGAAAAGGAAGGGGACCAAGGGCAGCUCAGUGAUGAAGAUCUGGGUAAUGCGAUGACAGAGGAUGAGGGCAUUGGGCUUGAUGACUUAGAAAUCUUGAAGCUUGUUGGCCAAGGGGCAUUCGGUAAAGUAUUUCAGGUGAGAAAGAAAAACACCUCAGAGAUAUAUGCAAUGAAAGUUAUGAGGAAGGACAGGAUACUAGAAAAAAACCAUUCUGAAUAUAUGAAGGCCGAGAGAGAGAUAUUGACAAAAGUCGACCACCCUUUCAUAGUGCAGCUGAGGUACUCAUUUCAGACGAAAUAUCGACUUUACCUUGUCCUGGACUUCAUAAACGGGGGGCAUCUUUUCUUUCAGCUCUACAAGCAAGGAUUAUUUAGGGAGGAGCUUGCAAGAAUCUAUACAGCUGAAAUUGUAUCUGCUGUAGCGCAUCUUCAUGCUAAUGGAAUUAUGCAUAGGGAUCUCAAGCCCGAAAACAUCCUUCUGGAUGCUGAUGGCCAUGCCAUGCUCACAGACUUUGGCCUUGCGAAGGAAUUCUGUGAAAAUACCAGAUCAAACUCGAUGUGUGGCACUCUCGAGUACAUGGCCCCGGAAAUUGUUCUUGGCCGGGGGCAUGAUAAGGCUGCUGACUGGUGGAGCGUGGGAAUCCUGCUGUUUGAAAUGCUUACAGGCAAGCCCCCAUUUGUUGGGAAUAGGGAGAAAGUUCAGCAGAAGAUUAUAAAAGACAAACUGAAGCUUCCUUCAUUUCUGUCUAGUGAAGCUCAUUCCCUCCUGAGAGGCCUGCUACACAAGGAACCCAACAAGCGGCUGGGCAGCUGCCCCGGAGGCAGCAACGAGAUAAAAAACCACAAGUGGUUCAAGCCAAUCAACUGGAGGAAGCUGGAGGCCCGGCAGAUCCAGCCGAGCUUUCGGCCGAACGUCGCCGGGCUUACCUGUAUCGCCAACUUCGACGAGUGCUGGACGAAGACGCCCGUGCUGGACUCUCCGGUAAGCACCCCCGCUGGUGGCGGGCACAGCAACUUCGCGGGGUUCACCUACGUCAGGCCCGCGCCGAUCCUUGAGGAGGUGAACGCAUCCGGCUCUAGGCUCAAGGACUAAGGAUGUUUAGCCCAUUGAAGAUGUGCUUAAAAUUUUGAUCGAGUGACAUGUAUGGAAACUUAGGGGGUGUUUGGGAACAAAGUUUUUCUGCAGUUUUGGAAGAAUACUGCAGUAUUCUCAAAUACUGCAGUAUUAUAUACAUAAUGGUGUUUGGCAAGCUGGGUAAAAUCUCUGUUUUCAAAACUGAAGUAUUGCAAAUACUAUAGUUGUUUUAAGGCAUUCUAAACUUAGCUCUGGACCUUAGUUUUCAAAACUGCGGUAUUAUAAACUACGGUAUUGUUAUAACUAAAGUAUAGUAUAGUAUUUCAAAAACUGUAGUUUUCAAAAACUUUGUUCCCAAACAGGGCCUUAUGUGCACAAGAGACGCUGAUUAAACAUGUAACGUACCAUUAGCCUUGGUACAGGAUAGGAACAGUAAGCUCUGGUUCUAUCUUGUACUCUUAAAAUAUGUUCAUAAGGUGGCAUAUGGUCAUGGUAAAUGUUAAGGCGAUGUUGGCACUGUU
Molecule: messenger RNA, 2454 nt
Organism: Zea mays
Lineage: Eukaryota; Viridiplantae; Streptophyta; Magnoliopsida; Poales; Poaceae
Product: ribosomal protein S6 kinase
Exons: 7
Coding region: 491-1951 (486 amino acids)
Biological process (GO): protein phosphorylation
Molecular function (GO): ATP binding; protein serine/threonine kinase activity
Source: RefSeq, a predicted model, not a curated record